UGAGGCAAGGAGAACAGCUGUCAUCUGUCAACAAGUGCCAUCACGGUCGUCCCCGUCCAUCUUCCUCUUUGUUUUACCAUUCAUAGCCAACUUAAACAGUCAGAAUAUCCAGACGGAAGAACCUGAGAGUCUGGAAGCGCCGACUCCGGAGACGAGAUGGCCAAGAAGAACCUAGGUAAAAAGACCCUGAAAAGUCUGUUCUCCAAGAGUGAGCCCAAGUUGGACGAAUCUGUAGAAGAGAAGGCUGCACACGAAGACAAAAAAGCAGGAGAGAAGAAAAAGUUCAAGUUUCCCAGUUUGAAGAUUAAGUCGAAGGGAGAUUCUGCGUCCGAGAAGUCCGCAGAUGAGAGCCAGCAGGUGCUCAGUCCUGCUAAACCUGCAGAGGAUGGAGAAGACUGGGCUAACGGCAUCCCCACAGACACCAAGAAGUCCACCCUCUAUGCCACUGCGCCCAGGUCAAAGGGCAAAGAAUUCAGCUAUUCAGAGUUGGAUCUCCGCAAGCCCAAAAGAUUUGCUACUUUCUCCUUUGGUCUGAGAAAGAAAAAGAAGAAAGAUGAUGAAAGUAUCUCUAAAAGCACUUUUGGCCUUCACAGCUCCGGCAUUGAAGAGCAAGAGGAGAAUGUGGACCUCAGUCAGAUGGAGGUGGAUCAGACUAACGUGAAGAGGAUGAUCAGCAUGUCCCAACCAGAGCUGGACACCAACGAAACUUUUGACAUCCCCUCACCCCCACCUGUGGCCGUAAACCAGUCUGAGUCAGCUUUCCCCCUUCCUAACCAAUCACAGUCAUCUGUUGUUGUAAACAUACAGCCUGAGCCAAAGGUUCCUCUGAUGGACAGCUGCGAUCUUUCUGAUGUGACAAAGGAAAUGCAGAAAGCGCCGAUUGCAACUAUUCCCGAAUUGCAGCUAGAGGAGGAGAAAGAGAAUGUGCCUGUUCAUGAUAAUGCAACUAAAAUCCACCUGAAUUCAUUUGAUGAUUUGUCUAAAACAGCGUCUGCCUCUGCUGUCGCUGCUGAGGCUGCACCUACCCUUCCAGCUAGAAUUAUGGAGACUAGCAUCUCAGAUUACAAAGCAGCAGAUCCCGAAUCUGUCCGUGGAAAAAGUGGCAUCCUCGAGCGUUCUAACACAAAAGAAGACUCCUCUGUCACUGACUUAACAAGUGUUACAUUAUCACAUAAUGAGCCAGAUGCACCUGUCACGGGUAACAACACAACUGCAAAUGCUGAAACUUCUCUGACAAACGCUGACGCCAAAACUACUGCCGUUAUUACAGAGCCAACUCCACUUUCUCACACUGACAACUCCGCUCUUAACUCGGAUUUUGCCGCAGGCCAUCACGAAGUCUCAACUGUUCACACUGAGACAUCUAUGUCGAAAACUGCUGAGAGUUCUACUUCAACUUCAGCUCUAAGUAGUAAAAAGACUACUCCUCCCGUCAAUCAAACCGUAGUUUAUGGAGCUUUGUACGAGUCUCUUUUUCCCCAGAGUUUUACCUCUGAGGUAAUGACUUCGCUCUCCACACCUCUCUCUAAAACCUAUACAGAGAUAAGACAUCUUGACACAAAAUCAGCUCCUGUCUUGGUUAAAACCCUUAAUGAACGUUACACAGAAGCCAACGCCGUAUAUUCCCCCCUGUCAACUUCAUCUUCUCACAGAGUGUAUGAUGCUCCAAGUGGUUACACAACCAUAAACACCAACAGAGAAAGUAAGGUGAUUUCUUCUACUUGGAGCUCCAGCACAGAUGACAAGACAAGUUCAGAGUCUCUUUACCACCACAGAGGAACCUCUUACAACAGUGCAACUUCUGAGCUGCAAACAGAACCUGAUGCCCUCUAUAGAUAUAAACCUUCUGCUGGAAUUUCCGCAUCUAAACCUGUUAGCCAAGACAAUAAUGUUCCUUAUUCACAGCUGACCCGCUUCCAUUCAGGAGUGAAAUUGGGCAGCUUUGUUCAGGACGCUGACAGGUCAGUAAACGCUGCCCCUCCUGUUUCUGACUAUGUAACGUCCCAUGAGACAGAUACUCAGGUUACCGACUCCAAACGAAAAGUGAUUCUAGUCAAGGAGCUAGUCACCGACGAGACCAGUGCCGACUCUGGCUGUCCAUCUCCCGUGUCUGAUAAAAUGGCUGCAAUGAGUGGUCUGGAGAUCAAAACUGAAAUGACUGAGAUUUUCUCCACCUCUGCCGGACAAAUGGACAGGCACGAUGCGGUUUCAAGCCCUGCGUAUCUUAGCGUAGGAUCUGAUGAUGGCAGUGCAAUGGAGGUUUACUACAGUGCCGAGGAAGGGAACGAAGAAGAGGAUGACGAGGUUUACACUGCAGUUGAAAGGAAAGAAAUCUGUUUUGCAGAUGGGAUGGGGAUGACAGAGGAGUUUCGACAGCGGGAGCAGAUGAUUGAGACGAGCACAAGAGAUGAAGGAGAUGGGAGGAGGUUGGUGGUUGUUAAAAUGCAGCGUUACGAAGACGAAGUGGACGGUGAUGAAAGGCUUUUGGAAAGUCGAGCUGACAUACAGCAACAACUAAGAGGUCAGAGGGCAGACGCUCAAGUGCAGGAAAAUGGUAUGUGCGAGUAUCGCGUAGGCACAGAAGGAAUGAGUCAGGAGAAAGAAGUUGCAGCGCUACCGAUGAAAGAAGACGGGGAAGAUGAGAGAAAGGAGGAGUUUCCGGCCACACCGGUUCAGCAGGUGAACACACUGGAGGAAUGUGAGGUUGGGCUAUCCUUUGGCAAGCAGCAUGGGCAGGGGGAGGGGGAGGGGUUGGGAGGAAGAUGGACUGCAGAAUUGGGAACAGAAAACCACCAAAACGGACAAAAACAACUCUAUAGCAACUGGGAGCCGUAUCUGUCACAAAAAGACAUAAGGAUUUCCGAAAUUACACAUUUUCCUUCCAGUAAAUAUGCAAUAACAACCAGAGCGGGGGAAGCAGAAGAGCUAGUUUCACUGACCGAGGAGGCAAACAAGAGAGGUGAUGAGAGCUCAGGAGCCAGCCCUAAUGCUACAAAAACCACAGUCACUGAAACCUCCAGUGGAGUGGAGGUUGUCACAGACUACUUGACACACAGCACUGAGCUGCAAUCAGAUGCCACAGGGACUGAACACAAUAGGGCUCUGCAGAGAAGUGAGGGGGUGGAUACAAUUACUCAGAGCGCAGAAAGAAACAGGACAGAGCAAGAGCAGGUGGCAGUCGAGCUGUCAGCCCCAAACACAGACGAACACCAUCCAGUUAAAGACACUGCAGACACAUUCGUGGAGAGAAACCAGGAUCCGCCAGAGGAGCAGCCUGAUCUGAAUGAGGGGUCUCUGACGAUUUUAAAGACCCUGACCACGACAUCUUCAGAGGAUCUGCCAACUACAGCUACUGUGGACUUGGGUGACAACAUGUAUAAGGUCUAUAGUAGUCUGAGCACCACCCUGUCUGCUAAGAACACAUCUGCACCUCAAGCAGAUGAGUCUAAAAACCGCAUCCACAAAGUCUCUUUGGUCUCUGAUGUUGGUAAGACUGAGGACAGCAAGGACACAGUGGACUUUAUGAGAACAAGCACCACAGUGACAGAGUCAAAUGGAAUCAACACUGACUCUGAAUAUAAAUGGAAAAACAGAUUUGAUGGCGUUUAUCAAUUUCAGUCUCAAACAUCAGAAUCUUCUCUUUCUGACUCUGUGAGUUACAGUAGAUCUGACACUUCCUCCACCAUCACCCCCUCAUCGUCUUCCUCUGCUCUCCCUGAGGCUACCACAUACAAAUCCCUCAGCACCACCCUUUCCUCCUCCCCCUCCUCCUCCCCCCCUCCUCCAGAGGAACAUAUCAUCCUUAGUGACCGGUUGAGUGACAAGAGAGAAGUCUACCUGAGCCGUGAGAGCGAGCCAGCAGGAGCAGCCCAGCCAAAAGAUGAGUGGAGGAGGAGCAUCAUAGAGGAGGAGGAGGAGAAGGAGGAGCCUUCUGCACCUGUAGGUGAAAGAGACAGAGAGAGAGAGGGAGAGGCAGAGAGGAUUAAGUCUCACAGGAGCUCAGAGGAGCUAACUGAGUCUGGGUACUCUUCCUCACAUCAAGCCAGCCCCGACGACACAAGUGGCUUCAAAGGAGACGACAAUUCCCCCCCUUUCACUGGAGUAUUUAAGGCGACGCUUGUGGAGCUGGUCUCUGACCCUGCAGCUCCUCCACCCUCUCCCCCUGCCUCCCCCGACGUAGACUCUCCUAACCAGUGUGACAUGGACACCCUAGUGGACACUCUGAAGAAUAUGGGACCAUCCAUGAGGCUGAGGACCAUGGGCCUCCGAGGUCCUGCCCCAGUCCUCGUUUCCUCCCUUCCACCCAUUGUUGAGGAUGCUCCAAACCCCUUCGCCGCUAACAUCACCGACCCCACGAAGAUGAUGAACGCAACAGGAGCUUCUUCUGAGUCUGUUGACGGACUUUACACUUUGCCUGCUGACCUGGGACUAAAGAGAAAUGCCGUGAGAGACACUCGUCCACCACUGGAGCUGAUGAAAUUCAACCAGCAGGACCAGCCUGGGACACGAAGCUUCAUGGACUUGCCCUACCUGAAUGGAAACGACCAGCCCCCCAGCGUAGGCUCUCGUCUGGAUAACAGCAUCAUCUUCUCAAGCUUCAGGUCAGCAUCUGUGGAUCAGAUGGUGGAAAACGGAAAGUCACAUCGCUCACUCAUCCGAGCCGCCUCGCUGCCAGAAACAGGACCUUCAAAUGAUCGCAUGAGUAUGGGACCGAAAGAUAUCACUGGACUCGGCCUCGGGACAGACCCAGCAGGCUCCCGAUUUGAGCGCUACUCCUUCCUUUUAAACUCUUCACCUUCCGCAUCAGGCUCCCUGACCGGCGCUGAAGACCUGAACUCUCGUUUGAGCAGGCCCCCGUCGCUCAGCCUCAGCUCUCCUCCUUCCAGCAACAGUCCAACCCAUCUCCUCAGCCCCACCGGCUCCAUAGACCUCCACAGGCCCUUCGCCACCACUGACUCCCCUAUGGCAAUGUUCAGUCCCACGCACAGCAUGGGUAUGGGUGCUCCCAUCCUACAGAGGAGCUUCAGCAAUGAGGGCACUAUGGGCAUCCAGCAGGGCCCAUUAACCAACAUGCAUGGAGGACCACAGUUCCAGGGCCAAGGACAGAUACAGGAUCCUGAGAAGAAUUUAAUUUGCAAAUACCGCGCCUUCCCUGAUGCUUAUCUAACUAAAGAGAAGGAACAUGGGAAGCUCAACCCUCGCCCUGGAAAGAUGUACAUCUUUGACCGGCCUGGGAUGUGCGGACAGAGGAUCGAGAUACGUAGUGAUGUUGUGGACGCCACGUCUUGGGAGCUGCAGGAGACCAUUUCCAUCAGAGUGGUUCGAGGAGGAUGGGUGCUGUACGAGAAGCCCAACUUUAAAGGGGAGAAGAUCGCCUUGGAUGAGGGCGAUGUCGAGAUCACCUACCCUUUCAACCCACCGGAGGAGGAGCUGCAAAAUGGGCAGAAGGAGAGUAAACAGCAGAAUGGUGAACAGAAUGGAGAAACAAGUGACGAGCAGACGGAGAGCAAGCCAACCAGAAGGUUUAUCAUCGGAUCUAUUCGAAGAGCUGUCAGGGACUACAGUGUACCAGAGAUCAGUCUUUUCCCAGAGGAGAACGCAGAAGGGAAGAAAGUCGUCUUCAGAGAUACAUCUGACGACGCCAGGAUCUUUGGUUUCCCCAUCAAGGCCAACUCCAUCAUCAUUAACGCUGGACUAUGGCUUGUUUAUGCAAAGCCCUUCUUCCAAGGUGUUCCACGAGUCCUGGAGGUGGGGGGAUACACCAAUCCUGCAGCAUGGGGAGUAGAACAGCCUUAUGUCGGAUCACUGCAUCCUCUCAAAGUGGGUGAACCAAGAGUGGAAAAUCUGACUGAGCCUAAGAUGGUGGUCUAUGAAAAGCCUUACUUCACUGGGAAAUCCAGAACCAUAACUACCCACAUGAAAGACUUCAUGACAAGAAUGGAAGCACAGCAGACAGCCUUUAUGUACAAUGUCGGAUCCCUUAAAGUAGUGGGAGGAAUCUGGGUUGGAUAUGAGAAGGCAGGUUUCCGAGGCCAUCAGUACUUGCUGGAAGAGGGGGAGUACCAAGACUGGAGGGUGUGGGGAGGCUGUGAUGCUGAGCUGCGCUCCGUGAGGGUGAUUCGAGCUGACUUUACAGACCCCCUGAUGGUGAUGUUGGAGCAGCCAGAGGAGGCUGGGGACGACAUGCAGGAGGAGAACACCUUCGAGGUGACAGAAGCCAUCCCUGACGUUGAGCUGUAUGGCUACAAAACCUCCACACGUUCAAUCCAUGUUGUCAGUGGGGCGUGGAUAGCCUACUCUCAUGUGGACUUCUCUGGAAGUCAGUACAUCCUAGAGAAAGGGCUUUAUAAUAACUGUGCUGACUGGGGGUCUGAGGACAACCGCAUCUGCUCAGUGCAACCAAUUCUAAUGGCUCCAAGAGAAAGCUCAAAGACCAGGAAUGAGAUAAUAUUGUACCGUGAGCCAGAUUUCCAGGGCGAGUGUCAAGUCUUCGGGCGCAACCGAGAAACCCUGCCAGAAAAACUACUGACCAAGUCCUGCAGAGUGACAGGAGGAAGCUGGGUCCUCUACGACAGUAAAGAGUUCUUGGGGAAUAUGUACGUGGUGUCAGAGGGGGAGUACCCCAACUUAACCAGCAUGGGGUGUCCCAUUAGCUGCACCAUUCGCUCCAUCAAGGCUGUGCCAAUGAUGUUUGCAGUACCCUCCAUUUCUUUGUUUGGGCUGGAGUGUCUGGAAGGCAAGGAGAUCACCGCCGACACCGAGGUCGUCAGCAUGAUGGAAGAAGGAUUCAACAACCACAUCCUGUCUGUCCGAGUCAACAGUGGAUGUUGGGUAAUAUGCGAACACAGUAACUACAGAGGGCGCCAGUUCCUGCUGGAACCGAUUGAAAUCACCAACUGGCCCAAGUUUAGCUCGCUGCAGACGAUCGGCUCCAUGUAUCCAAUCAGACAGAAGCGCUGUUUCUUCCGCAUUAAGAACAAAGAGAGAGAUCACUUCAUGUCCGUCCAGGGCGGUGUGGAGGAGCUGAAAUCAGGACGAGUGGUGGUGACGCCUGAGGUGGAGCCCAUGAGCGACAUCUGGUUCUAUCAGGACGGACUCAUCAAGAACAAGAUGGCUUCAAACAUGAGUCUUCAAGUGAUGGGCAACGUUGAGCCGGCAGCCAAGGUGGUUCUGUGGACGGAGACCAGGCAGCCCGUUCAGACCUGGACAGCCCAGACCAAAGGACUCAUAGUUAACUUGACUUUCCCUGGCAUGGUCCUGGAUGUCAAAGGUGGCAAAACAUACGACAAGGACCACGUGGUGAUCAUGCCAGAGAACGAAGAAAGACCAAGCCAACAAUGGGAGAUAGUGCUCUUGUAACAACCUACUCUUUGCUCAUCUUCACUCAGCAGUGCCUUUCUUUUUAAUACCCGAAUAUUCCUGGAAAAAUCAGGGACCAAAUACUGCCACUGUCUGCCUUCUUCAGUGCCUUUUAGCUCGACUUUUUAGCCGUGAUCCUCGUGAAUAGCGUGAACUUUGCAACAGCGAGUGCAAUGCAAUUAAGAAACUCAGUCCCUGACAAAUAUGUUCACAAAUUUGUACUGUUUUGUAAAUCCUGACUUGUUUUGUGAAGUUGUUGUGUAGUUACAUAUCUGAUGAUCAUUUCUGUGUUCUUGGGGUACGUGCUGACUGUGCCUUAACUCACUGGGCUCAUUUGGAAUAUAUUUGAAAAAAAAAAAACAACGUUCUUAUGUAUGUAUUGACCUUUCAGUGAUACUUUGACCUUUUAUGUUCUGUAUCAUUUGUCAAUAAUUUGAGUAUUCAAACUAGAAUCUCCUUUUAUGCUUGAAUCUAGGACCAUGCAAAUAUGAUCUGAUGCACUUGCAGCUGAUGCUUAGUUAAAACUGUUUACAAUGGACGAAACUUAAGUUACAACCUUCUUAAUGAUACACUUUUCUCUGGAGUAAACACCAAGGAUUAACACUGAGAACGAUACUGGACAGAUAAAGCCAAACAAACAUGUACAUUUACUCUUUUUAAAUUGUAUUUUUGUUGAUUUGUUGAUCGUGUAGUACAAUGAACCGGGUUAUGUGUGUGUCUGUCUGAGGUGUGUGUAUCUAUUAAGAAGUUAUUUUCAUUGUUGGAAAUAUUGUUACAUUAUUUUGCUGAAGAUGACCUAUUAUUGAAACUGUUUUAUGUUGCUAUAUUUGAUACUUAUGAUAUGAUGACAAAUGUUAUGAGGGAAGAGGUUUUAAAAUAUUAAAUAAAAAUAAAAGCUGUUAAAAUAAGUAA
Molecule: messenger RNA, 8271 nt
Organism: Sphaeramia orbicularis (orbiculate cardinalfish)
Lineage: Eukaryota; Metazoa; Chordata; Actinopteri; Kurtiformes; Apogonidae
Gene: crybg2
Product: crystallin beta-gamma domain containing 2
Exons: 24
Coding region: 157-7359 (2400 amino acids)
Source: RefSeq, a predicted model, not a curated record